Hypomesus transpacificus is the source of this 1943-nucleotide messenger RNA. RefSeq lists its product as uncharacterized. The transcript has 4 exons. Bases 117 to 941 code for a protein of 274 amino acids. The record is from RefSeq and is a predicted model, not a curated record. NCBI's taxonomy places the organism in Eukaryota, Metazoa, Chordata, Actinopteri, Osmeriformes, Osmeridae.
CAACUUCCGCUUCUUUUCCUUCACGAGUCCUUUCUGUGUUUACUGAGCGAGACAUUGUAUAAAGGUUUUCCUUGGUUAAAAGUAACGUUUGUUAACUCGCGGGUUAAGUGGCAUUUAUGGAGCAUAAUGGGGAUAAUAGAAGCUGGGGGAUGCAGCGACGAAUGGAAGGUUUGGUCAACAAACACAUGGCAGAUAUUGCCUUAGAAACACUCCAACAGCGGCUUUCGGCUGUGUCUGAUGAGAUGCACAGUCUAGCUGAGCAUGUUUCAAGACACUCAGAAGAAAUUCCAAAAGAUGACAUUACAAGACGCACGGAUGUGAACUUUGACGGCGGGUCUCUCAACGGAACGUGUAACUCAGGGGGCGUUAGUGAAAAGUUAUUGCCCGCUACAACAUCCACCGCAGAAACGGUAGCACAGCGGAAGAUCAUUGCCUUGCUGGUAGAGAUCAAGGAGGAGCAGCAACGACAGUGGGUGGUGCUGAGGGAGCUGCAGGCCCGUGUCCAGGGACAGGCCUGCAUGGAGGAGGAGGAGGUGGAGGCUCUAGAAGUGGACCUGCCCCUCAAGACAAUGGAACAACUGGAUGAGACCGAGACAAACCUGGAGGACCCUGGAGCACAGAGGAGAAUGGUUUCUCAUCUGUCACGGAUGGGCGGAGCCACCGUGGAUGAUGCUGUGCGGCGGCUCAUGCAGGCUGUGCUCUCAUUUGCUGUGGGCUCAGAGCUCAACUGGGUUGGCAGAGGGCAGAAGAGAAGCUUCAGGAACACUCGCCUCCAGGGGGUCCUCUUUCGGGCUUUGAAGCGAACUCCAGUUGGUAAGGAGGCCACACACCACCAGUUUGCAGAUGUGGUGAAGAAAUGGCUCAGGUUUGCCCCCUUCAGACAGGGAGGAAGUGGACGGCGACAUUACAGACCCCCUUCUGUUGAGUUUCCCCCUUCCUAAAGCGUUACUGUCCUCAGAAACGGGUAGCCAUUAAGAAUCAGAUUUCUCAAACGUAUUUCUCUGCUUCAGUGUUGUAAAAUGUUUUUAAAAAUAAUUUUUUGUUGGUAAUUUUUUGAUGUCCAAAAAACAUGGUUAUUGGCCUGAACUAAAUGCAGAUUGAUACAACUGUAUAUAGAGACUUCAUAAAUACUUUAUACAGUAGAGGGUGGCAAACAGUUAGUUAAGCCUUUACAUGUACUGGAGUAAGCACCAAAGUACUGUUGGUUAAGUUGUUUUUGUUGUAUGAAUGAGUUCUCAAAUUAUUUCUAAUUUCUGAACUGUAAUAUGUGAAAACCUCUAUUAACUUUACAGAGUGGUUUUAAUGAGGAUCACUUGAUAUCAACCUGCUGAAUGUGAGUAAAUACAUGUAGAUCAGUGCAACUUUAUUUAGUUUUAAAUGGUGACAUUUUUCACAAUUUCUCUGACAUCCCUUCAUAUCACCAAAAACUUGGUGUGAUGGCAAAUGCAUCAAUAAAUGAGAUACUGUGUAUACUAUAUAAUAAUUUAUAUGUAGAGAGGUUGUACAGUAUAAAGAAAAGCUGUCUUGGGCUAUGCUCAAAUUUAGCUGAAAAAUAACUAUUUGAAAUGUUACAAGUGAUGAAGAAGAAACUCUGUGAUGACAAGUGGCAGUUUUGGAGCUAUAAAUACUGAUAUGCAGUGUUAAGAUAUGAUCGCUCUGGGCCCUUGGUGACUCACCAAGUAGAUGGUGGACCAAAUAGGCUAUCCUUACUGCAGUAGCCUGGGUUCAGUUUCAGCCAGGAGCUGUAUGUCAUCCCAUCUUUCCCCUGACUUUCCUGCUUUUCUAAAACUGUUACUAUCCAAAAUAAAGCAGAAAAUGCACAAAUAUCUUCACGAACUGAUCGCUUUAUUAUUCCUUCUCUUACCAGAGAUUAAAAUAUACAGCUGAUACAGAUGUUAUUUUAAUCAAUUAAUAGCAAACAAUGGUGUUGAGCCAGGGAAGUA